Molecule: messenger RNA, 1490 nt
Organism: Anopheles coustani
Lineage: Eukaryota; Metazoa; Arthropoda; Insecta; Diptera; Culicidae
Gene: CstF50
Product: cleavage stimulation factor subunit 1
Exons: 2
Coding region: 56-1336 (426 amino acids)
Biological process (GO): mRNA 3'-end processing
Cellular component (GO): mRNA cleavage stimulating factor complex
Molecular function (GO): protein binding; RNA binding
Source: RefSeq, a predicted model, not a curated record
CGGCAAUAGUUCAAUAAACAGGUUUUCAGCAGCACAGCUUUGAUCAAAUUUCAAUAUGAAAGACCAAGAGGAGGUUGAAAAAAAGAAUAUGCUGAAAUUAAGAGAGCAACUUUACCGGUUGAUGAUAAGUCAACUGUUCUAUGACGGCCAUCUUGGCAUCGCAAUGGAGCUAACAAACUUGGUACGAGCGGACCCUCCGUGUGCACCAAGUGAUAGACUGAUGAACAUCGUCAAGCAGUCUAACCAGAUUGAACAGUCGAAACAAAGCAAUUUGUUCGACGAUCUUCCUUGCGGGCUAGAUCUGGAAUUCGAAACGGAAGGAUCAACGAUGGCCCCGGAGCCGGCGUCCUACGAGACGGCCUACGUAACCUCUCAUAAGCAGGCCUGUCGGGCAGGUUGCUUCAGCAUUGAUGGACAACUGGUGGCAACUGGUAGCGUUGAUGCCAGCAUUAAGGUGUUAGAUGUAGACCGCAUGCUUGCGAAGUCAGCUCCUGAAGACAUGGAACCGGGACGGGAACAGCAUGCCCAUCCGGUCAUCCGUACUCUGUACGAUCACACCGACGAAGUUUCAUUUUUGGAGUUUCAUCCAAAGGAACAAAUCCUGGCUUCUGGAUCGCGCGACCACACGGUGAAGUUGUUCGACAUCUCCAAGGCAUCGGUAAAGAAGGCGCACAAGGUGCUGAGUGACUGUAUUCCCGUUCGUUGCAUUGCCUUUCACCCAACUGGCGACUAUAUGGCAGUGGGAACCGAUCACCAUGUUCUUCGUAUGUACGACGUGCACACGGCACAAUGUUUUGUCAGUGCAAUUCCUUCCCAGCAGCACAAAAGUGCCAUCACGUGCGUGCGCUUCGCCGGUACGGCCAAAGUUUACGCCACUGGUAGCAUGGAUGGUUCUAUUAAAAUAUGGGAUGGUGUCAGUGGACGCUGUGUCAACACGUUCCAAUUAGCCCACGAUGGAGCUGAAAUUUGCUCGCUCGUUUUCACCAAGAACGGCAAAUAUUUACUGUCCUCUGGCCAAGAUUCGCUGGUAAGGCUGUGGGAGCUGAGCACCAGCAGAUGUCUAAUAGUGUACACGGGCGCUGGUACAUCGGGCAAACAAGAACAUCAAACGCAAGCCAUUUUCAACCACACCGAGGACUACGUACUCUUUCCGGACGAGGCCACCACAUCUUUGUGCGCUUGGAACUCCCGAAAUGCAUCUCGCUGCCAUUUGAUGUCCCUGGGACACAACGGAGCAGUUCGUCACAUUGUUCAUUCUCCUACAAAUUCCGCUUUUCUCUCUUGUUCCGAUGAUUUCAGAGCACGUUUCUGGGUUCGCCGAAUGAACACCCACUAAAAGCGUUUGACGGGAUCAUUAAAAUCAUACGGCUCUUCGUAAGCUGUACGCCUAUCAUUUAAUAGUUUAUAUAUUUUACAUAAACAUAUAAAACAUAAGAUGUAAACAUAUAAAACAAUACAUAUAUUUUAAUAAACCAUUUCAGUCAAUCGCA